Cylas formicarius (sweet potato weevil) is the source of this 1823-nucleotide messenger RNA. Its product is annotated as DDB1- and CUL4-associated factor 11. The transcript is spliced from 10 exons. Gene Ontology annotation, biological process: proteasome-mediated ubiquitin-dependent protein catabolic process. Gene Ontology annotation, molecular function: protein binding. Gene Ontology annotation, cellular component: Cul4-RING E3 ubiquitin ligase complex. NCBI's taxonomy places the organism in Eukaryota, Metazoa, Arthropoda, Insecta, Coleoptera, Brentidae. The record is from RefSeq and is a predicted model, not a curated record. The coding region runs from base 184 to 1809 and encodes 541 amino acids.
CAAAAUAUUAUAAAACAGCUGUUUUUUUGUUUGAAGUGGAAAUAUUUUUAAUCUUAAUUUUUGAAAUGUAUAUACGUAUAACUAAGUAAAGUUUUAUUUGCUAGAUAAUUAUUUCUCAUAUACUUCUCAGGUUUAAACUAGUUAAAUUAUUUAGUUUUUUUUUUGGGUAUUUUUCUAUGUUUUAUGGGUGCGCUUAAUUCACGCAGAAUGAUUAUGAUGAUAGAUGAUGACGAAGAUUCCAGCUCAAGAAUUGAAGAUACCUCAGAUGAGUUAGGCACCGAUUCCGAUUCUGAAUCGAACACUAACAAUUUUGUUGAAAUGCUCCAUAACCUUAUAAGCAGACGUUCUAGUGGUCAGCUACUUCUUCAGGGCGGUGAUGCAGAGUAUUUACCUACCCGACCCAUGCCAAAAAUCAAGUAUCAGCUUGAUACAUCUCUUUUAGAUAAAAGCGAAUUUUCGCUGCUGACGAAACAGGCCUGCGCAUUGGUAGAUUCGAAAGGCAGUUUGUCCACAGGUACCAACGUGGCAGCUAUGAUCGCAAAAAGACAAUCAGGGUUGUUUAGUCACGGAUCGUUCAGUUCUGGAUCCAUGUGCAAUAUCAGAAACCAAUACCUUCCGAACGAAAUGGUGUGGGUGCUGGAGGGCAGUACCGGCAAAGUUUUUUGUGGGAUAUUCACUAAAGACGGCAACUCUUUCCUAACCGCCUCCCAAGAUCGUUACAUAAGACUUUACAACUCUGAAAAUACCUCCUAUAAAAUGUAUAAAAGGAUAAGGGCUAGAGAUGUCGGUUGGAGUAUAAUCGACGUUGCCUUUAGCCCCGAUAGUGAAUCCUUUGUAUAUUCAACUUGGUCUUCUUCUCUUCACAUUUGCCCCACUUACGGCAGUUCAGAAAAUCAAGAUCCCGUCCAACUUUCAAACACCAGCAGAAGGUUUUGCGUGUUUUCAGUUGUGUUCUCAUCCGACAGUCGGGAACUUCUAUGCGGUGCCAACGAUGGGUGCUUAUAUGUCUAUGAUAGAGUCAGAAAUGCAAGAAAGUUAAAGAUAACAGCCCACGAGUAUGACGUCAAUCGAGUUCUUUUCGCGGACAAUUCCUCCCAAAUUAUCUAUAGUGGCGGAGACGAUGGUUUGGUAAAAGUUUGGGAUCGCCGCACUAUGGACGAAAGUAGAAACGUCAAACCAGUCGGCGUACUAGCAGGUCAUAUGGACGGUAUUACUUAUAUAGAUUCGAGGGGCGACGGUAGACAUCUUAUAAGCAACAGUAAAGAUCAGAGUAUCAAGUUGUGGGACGUGAGGCGAUUUUCCGACGACAAGGCGGCGAAGGAAACGCUCAAGGCCGCUCACAGUCAGACGUGGGACUACAGGUGGCAAGGCGUGCCCAAAGAAUUAUAUGCAGAUAAUAAACUUUCUGGUGAUACUUCUAUUAUGACGUAUCGAGGUCACGUAGUUGUAAAAACGCUAGUCAGAUGCCGUUUUUCGCCUAAAGAAACCACCGGCCAGCGGUACAUUUAUACAGGGUGCGGCAGCGGCAGGAUCGUCAUAUAUGAUGCCCUGACCGGAAAAAUAAUCAAGCACAAAAAAAAUCACAUGGCAUGUGUCCGAGACGUUUCCUGGCAUCCCACCAGAAACGAGAUAUUAAGUUCUUCCUGGGAUGGCAUAGUUGGCAAAUGGGAAUACUUCAGACCAAACUCAUCAGACGAUGACCAGGCCGAAAAUAAAAAACUACUCAAACGUCGGGCGGUUCGAAGAAGUCCAAGGUUGGCAGCGCGAAGAAGACGAAGAGAAGAAAGUAGAAGUACGAGUGAUAACUGAACCAGGGCCACGAU